GUGUUUUAAGGCACCAUCGCCACGGCCACCCCGCGUUCCUCCCGGCUCCGUCUGUACACGGCGGCACCUCCGGCCCCUCCUCACCUUGCUCCGGGCACUGGGGAAGCGGCUGCAGCACCAUGGGAUGCUCCAGCAGCGCCCGCAGCCGCCCGCAGGAGCCGCCGCCCGCAGCGGGACCAGCACCGCGCGCAUCAUCAGAUGAAAACACCCCAACUGCAGAUGAUCAUGAAACUAUAGCUGACCAAACACAGCUGGACCCAGUGGAGGAUGAGAGUCUUGCUUCUGAGGAGACAAACCCAGGCAAGCAUCUGCCAGGAGACGUGGCUGCAGCUGUGAUGAUGGCCAUAGAUGGAAAGAUCGAUUCGGUCAUUAAAAGGGAGGAGCCAGAGGGCACCGAGCCCCUACCUGCAGAAGUGGAGGAGAGCCCUGAGCUGCCAUCUGUGUGGCAAGAGGAGAGCAAUGGGCCUUCACCAUCAGUGCCAGAAGAUGCUGGGUCACCAUCGCCAGGACCAGCAGAGGACAGUGGGCAGGUAGAGGGCAGUGACAGCUCUGUGGUGGAAGCCAUCGAGAAAGUACAUACUACUGAAGAGGACCACCUCAUUGAGGGUGAGACGGGAGAACAGGUGGAAACUGAGCUGCUCAGUGAGAUAGUAAGUGGAGGGCCUGGAACAAAAGAAGAAGAAACAGGAGAAGCUGUGGAUGGUGCAGAAGUGACAAAGAUAGAGACAGCUAAAAACAAGGAAUAGAAGUUAUGUCUAUGAACAUCUUCUUGGGCCUGCUCUUCUAUCCACAUGAAUAUUUUUUAAUUUUAUUGGGUUGGGAAAAUAGAAAAACUUUUAUGGAUUGAGCCAUGAACAAGAGGCAUCAGAAAAAGUUUUAUAUAAUAUAUAUUUUUUUGAAGUCAAGCUGCCAAGACUUCAAGUAUUUGAAAUACCUGAGCUUACACCUCCCUGCCACAGAAUGCUUUCUGUACACAUCCAGCACAGCGGGAUCAUUUUCCAAUGUCGGUAUAACCAUUCAAUCUUCAAUUAAGACUUUUUUCCAGGUCAGAUAACUAAACUCAAACUUUUGAAAACUUCAACCAACAUUAUAUAGAAUAAAGAAUAUAAGCAUAGCUUUAUUUUCCUUUUUUUUCAUGGCAGUAUGCAGGCAAUUUCUCCAAGUGCCUGGACUACAGUGUGUGGAGCUGUUGAAGUGUAUAGCACAUAGAGGACUGGAAAAGCAAAGUGCUCAUUUACCAGGCUGUAAUGAAAUGCAUAUAUAUGUAUUUUAUGUAUAUAGCUUUUCAGAAAAUGGAAGAUGUACAAGGUACAAUGUCCAGGACCGAAGGGGGUGUCUGCUGCUCCAUCUCCAUUUUUAAACAUAAAUUUAUUGAAAGGCUAGUAGUAUAAUAUACACGAUGACUUCUGCAAAAACAGGGAGACAAGGGCAUCUUUAACUAUAAGUAGGAUGUUUUAGUCUUAUAAAUCCUAGCAUACUUAAAAUAUAAAAAUAACUUCACAGCUGUUAACAUUCAUGGUGAUAAAUAACCUGUCUUUUACUGUGUAGCUCCUCAUAUGCAUUUGUCACUUCUAAAGUAGAUUUCUAACCAGAGACAUAUAUAAGCCUCUUCCUAAAGGAGAGUUCAUCUAUUAUAUUUCCCUGUAGUGCUGUCCUCCAGGAGAAGUGUGCUAUCAGGGACUGUCUGAGUUAUUUCCCAAAAUGCUAAAUAAUCAUUUUGGAGCUGAAGCUGACUGACAAAGCUUUCAAACAAUUUUCCUGUCAAAACGCCCUGAAUAUAAUUAGUAUUAUGGAACAGAUAGCAGAAAUUUGUUCUGAUGGUGAAUGUUGCAAAUGGACUAUAUGUAUUAUUUGGCACUGUGUUUACAGGAUUCUCUGGCAUAAGGAAGCAGAAUAUGUAGAAAAGGUUAGUUAUCUAUAAAAUUUUUACUGUGACCAGCAAGUUAUACAAAUAUCCUGUAAGAGCUGAAUUUUGUGCUGCAUGUGCACAUCUGACUCCAGCUGACUUUGGUUUUUAUUAAAUAAUCUAACUGAUAUCCUUGGCCUGUCAGCCAAGGAUAGGCUUGGGAUCAGCCUAUCAGCCUUUUGUGCAAGCUGAUAUUCCUUGACUAUAUCACUAAAUCUAAGGUUUUCUGCUUAUCAGCACUCUUUACAAACUUGUCAGCUUCAUUUAAUGUCAACUUCCUAUAGGCAACACCAUAAAGUUCUAAAAUCAAAAUGCACUUUUUUAAGAGAUUUUUUGCUAGAUGGAUGUUGCAGAGUUUUAUUUUUUAUUUUUACUAGCCUUCUGUAACAGAAAAGUUUAAAUAUGCAGCUGGUUUGCUAAAAAUCUGUUGACACUGAACUGGGAAUUAAAAAGUCAAACGUUUUGUUCGCAUACCAAAAUCAUUCCAUGACAUACCCUGCACUUUAGGGAGCUGAGGAGACAGGGGACAGGUAUUUCAGGAUAAGCACUCCCCAGGGUGAUACAGGACCGGACCAGGCACGCAGCCAGGGCCCACAAUGCCCCAAGAACUUCCACCUUCAGCUGCAUUUCAUGGCUGGUUUCUUCUUGUGAGCCAGCACAACUCUGCGCCCAAAUACAGGCAAUAAAAAUCGGCAGAGAAGCCACAUUGAUUCCUCACAAGUUACGUGUUAGAUCACAAGUUGCAGUUGACCAGCUAUCUUAAAGAAUUCUAAAGCACAAACCAAGAGUUCUGUGACAGAGAUCAGUAAUAUUAAUAGCAACAAAGGGGGCUGCAUUUGGAAAUAUAAUAUGAAAAUAUAAGGGAGUCAAGAUAAACUGCUCAUCUCAGAGUCACUCUUUCUGCCACUGUUGUUAUCAAGGAAGACAAGUAUCACAGAAUCACAGAUUCACAAGGUUGGAAAGGACCCACUGGAUCAUCGAGUCCAACCAUUCCUAACACUCCCUAAACCAUGUCCCUAAGCACUUCAUCCACCCGUUCCUUAAACACCUCCAGGGAAGGCGACUCGACCACCUCCCUGGGCAGCCUGUUCCAGUACCCAAUGACUCUUACUGUGAAGAAUUUUUUUCUGAUAUCCAACCUGAACCUCCCCUGACGGAGCUUCAGGCCAUUCCCUCUAGUCCUGUCCCCUGUCACUUGGGAGAAGAGGCCAGCUCCCUCCUCUCCACAACCUCCUUUCAGGUAGUUGUAGAGAGCAAUAAGGUCUCCCCUCAGCCUCCUCUUCUCCAGGCUAAACAACCCCAGCUCUCUCAGCCGCUCCUCGUAAGACUUGUUCUCCAGCCCCCUCACCAGCUUUGUUGCUCUUCUCUGGACACGCUCCAGAGCCUCAACAUCCUUCUUGUGGUGAGGGGCCCAGAACUGAACACAGUACUCAAGGUGCGGUCUCACCAGUGCUGAGUACAGAGGGAGAAUAACCUCCCUGGACCUGCUGGUGACCCCAUUUCUGAUACAAGCCAAGAUGCCGUUGGCCUUCUUGGCCACCUGGGCACACUGCUGGCUCAUGUUCAGUCGGCUGUCAACCAGCACCCCCAGGUCCUUCUCUUCCGUAUCAAUUUAUGUCCUUAAGGAAUGUGAACAGAAACAAAAGGAAUAUAAGCCAGUCAAUGACUCAACAGCAUCAGCCCUUCUUACAUGUCUUUAGCCAUUACAUAUUCUAUAAUUACAACAGAUGAAAGCUAUCUUUUCCUUUCUAAAACACGAAUUAUACUUGAUGCUGUGCUAAAUCCCUUAAGUUACCACAAGAUCACAAUGUGGCUGCUAGAUGUAUGGUGAACAUCCCUACCUUCAGAAAUACACCUAGGUCGCGUUGUUCAUAGUCUGUAAGCUACCAAAGCAUGAAGUACGCAUAAAGGGCCAAAAUACAUGCAGUUAUUUGCCUCUGCAAAUCUGAGACAUCACAGAGGUUGCCAAGGGCAGAAACUGGCCUAUGGAUCAAAAUGCUUCAAGUUAAGGGCUGAGAAGAGGACAUGCUCCAACAUCCAUGUUCACAAGAUAUACCUCCAGAGGUAUCGCAACAUACCUAAGCACCUUUUUUUUUUUAAACUAUAAUCAAAACACAAAACAAUAAAAAAUGUUUAUCAAAAGCUAUGCAACCUUAGGUAGAAGUAAUCAUUCUAUGCCACAGGGAAUGCUGGGCAGAACACUUGAAGGAACAAACUUAAGUUCCAAGCUAACAAGAAAGUUAUGGUUAGGAAUUUUGUUUUGAUUACCAAAAAAACACAGCCCUAAAAGAGGUUAAAUUUGCACCCUGCCAGCUCUGUGCAGACACAGACACAUACUGUGAUAGGAUCCCAGGAGACGCUUGGCAACCUGUUCAGCUAGGAUUGGCUCUUUUACUCAAUGAGGAACUGCUUUCAGGUAAAAACUGCAGCAAGAUCAAGGUGCUUGUGGCAGAAGAUUAGAACAGUCCAAGUUUGGCUAUGUGCUUUAACAGAGAACAAAGUUUUAAUAAAGUAGGUACUGGACUGUAUAUUUGCACUGUUUAAUCCACAGAGAACAAUUAUUUGAAGAAGAAAUAAAACUAAAAGAAACUUCUGGUAGAACAUGCAAAUUUAAAUACUGUUUUACUUUCACAGAAAUAGAGAACCUGUUUUCUUGGGUUUGUUUUUUUUUUAAAGUUACACGUGAUUAAAACAAAUUUUUAGCAGUGAAAUUAGAAUGCCAGAAGCUGAAUUACAGCCAUGUUAGUGGCUUGGUCUAGCAAACAAAAAAAAAAGCUACGUUUAACUUACCUCUAGUUAAAACAGGAUUUAUUAACUGUUUGUGUACUUUAGUGAACUAAGACUUAAGAGAUAUCUAUGAUACUUUUCAUAUUGGAAAAUUAUGGGGCUUAGCCUUUUUGUUUUAAAAAACAGAAUUAAAUACGUCUGCUUAAAAAAAUAAAGUUUUAAACUUAUCUAUAGAAGGCUGAUUGUUUAUGUUGAAAACUGCUAUGUUAUAGCUUUAAAUAAAAGUUUCAGUUGCUCUAGAAUUCCUGUACAUGAAGAACACAUAUUGAAAUCUGAGCCAUUCAAGAAACUGUGCAACUGGUCUCCAGCUAAAAGCUAAGGAACUGGAGAGCUAAAAGUGGAUUUCAGUUCCUGACUUUUUGCAGAAUGGCACCUACUUACUGAUACAAACAUUUUUAAUGAAGUAACAUGUUGAGUCUUGUUAGCCACAUCCACCAAGUAUUUUUUUCCAGGUGUUUUACUUACAUGUCAGUCUCAGAUUGUACCUUACUGCAGAAGCAAAAAGGUUUUCAUACUCCUUUGUACCAGUGAAGUUAUCCAAAGGAAUUCCCUAAAGGACUUACGGCAGCAAAUGGACAAGUCAGUACACAACCGCCCCAAUAAAAUAUCAAAACUGCCAUCUAGUGUUUGGUUCAAGGUUGGCAAGAGGCAGCACAGCAUAAAUAAGGCAGUGGAGACUCAUGUGAGAGGUAAGAAAGUAUAACCAUAAGCAAUUAUACAAGGCUGAACUUAGCUCGUGUUCAACACUAUUGAAAUCUGUUCAAGGUGAACUUUAAUUAAAUCUGUACAAAUAAGUGAAAUGUAUUCCAACAAAGUAAUCCCCUGUGAGAAAAGCUGUAACAGAGAACUACCUAGAAAUUAGGAAUCUGUUUAAAAAUUACUUCAUUUAGUUACAUUAUUCUUAACUAUUUUAAACUGACAAAGUAAAGUAACAUUUCCCCUGUGUUUCCUAAAAGUCAUAUUCAUGUUAUCACUAGCUCCUUCCUAACAAGACUGAUGUGUUCUUAGGUGGGAUUGCUUCUUGAAUUGGAGCUGUAAAGCAUGAAAGACAUGCCAAGUAUAGUAUAGCCAAAGAGACAGAACAACAGCAGAAGGCAAAACUAAUAAAGUGUGUAGGAAGUUUAUAUGCAGAAUCUGGUAGUUUUCAAAAGUUGUUGCUUGGACAAUCACUUUUUAAAAUACCAAAAACAUUAUCUCGCUUCUAAUAGAAAUAACUAUCUCCCCUUUUGUCAAGUGAAGACAAGAUAGUGCUGUAAAGAAAAAAAAAAAUCCCUAUAUCUGUACAUACUUGCUGUGACAACCUCAUUGUAAAGAUACAAUUUACAAGUUCAGUAAAAAGCAGGAGAAAUGGCCGCUUUGCAACACAUCCAGAAGGGGUAAAUAGGGUGAUCCAACUACCCCUCUGGUGUAUGCUAAUGUGAUACCAGGAAUACAUAAAAAAUACAAAAUACGGUUACUGCAAUAGGCUAACUGAAGUAAGAGGAGCUGGAAAGUGUAGCUGACAAGCAGGAAGGUAAGAAACCACAAGUAGGGCACUUAAAGAGUUAAUCCAAAAAUGGAAGAUUAUUCACACAAAGUGGUUGUGGUAUCGAAUCCAAGGGUAUUUUCAGACAGGCAAUAUCUGCAUGUGCCAUUCAAAGGCAGACGCCGACACAGUGCUGCCAGACUGACUUUUUCUUGUGUGCUUACCACAUGAAAAUCAUGAACCAAUUACAAGUAUGUGAGAUGAUCACGAGUAGGCAUUAUACACAGAAGACAAAUGAUACACACAGAGGAAAUGAAGAUUGGACUUGAGUUGUUGGGCAGGUGAAUCCACAGUGCUAUGACUGGACCUGUAGCAAACCAGUGUUAUGCCCUCUCCUUGCAUAAUGGCUGCUUUUAUAGCUCACCAAAAUUGAGUGAGUUUGGUCACAUGAGAUGGGAUAAGAAAUAGCUUCUGAAGCACUCGGUCAUGGCAUACAAACAGCAGUUUCUCACCAUACACUUGACAAAACAGAUACAGGUUUCUACCACUGAAACAGUGCAUUCUCCAAGCUGCCGUGUAUUGCUAUUUUCACUUUCAUACAGUCACAGAAUCACUAGGUUGGAAAGGACCCACUGGAUCAUUGAGUCCAACCAUUCCUAACACUACCUAAAACAUGCUCCUCAGCACCUUGUCCACCCAUCCCUUAAAGACCUCCAGGGAAGGUGACUGCACCACCUCCCUGGGCAGCCUCUGCCAGUGCCCAAUUACCCUUUCAGUGAAAUUUUUUUUCCUGAUGUCCAGCCUGAACCUCCCCUGGUGGAGCUUGAGGCCAUUCCCCCAUGUCCUGUCCCCUGUCACUAGAGAGAAAAGGCCAGCUCCCUCCUCUCCACAACCUCCUUUCAGGUAGUUGUAGAGAGUAAUAAGGUCUCCCCUCAGCCUCCUCUUCUCCAGGCUAAACAACUCCAGCUCUCUCAGCCGCUCCUUGUAAAACUUGUACUCCAGCCCCCUCACCAGCUUCGUUGCUCUUCUCUGGACACGCUCCAGAGCCUCAACAUCCUUCGGGUGGUGAGGGGCCCAGAACUGAACACAGUAUUCAAGGUGCGGUCUCACCAGUGCUGAGUACAGAGGGAGAAUAACCUCCCUGGACCUGCUGGUCACUCCGUUUCUGAUACAAGCUAAGAUGCCAUUGGCCUUCUUGGCCACCUGGGCACACUGCUGGCUCACGUUCAGUUGGCUGUCAACCAACACCCCCAGGUCCUUCUCCUCCAGGCAGCUUUCUAGCCAGACUUCUCCUAGUCUGUAGCACUGCAUAGGGUUGUUAUGCCCCAAGUGCAGGACCCGGCAUUUGGCCUUGUUGAACCUCAUGCCACUGGUCUCAGCCCAGCAGUCCAGCCUGUUCAGGUCCCUUUGCAGAGCCUCCCUACCCUCCAGCAGAUCCACGCUUCCACCCAGUUUAGUGUAAUCUGCAAACUUGCUAAGGGUGCACUCAAUGCCUUCAUCCAGGUCAUUGAUAAAGACAUUGAACAGAGCUGGACCCAGUACUGAGCCCUGAGGAACUCCACUUGUAACUGGCCUCCAGCUGAAGUUAACUCCAUUGACCACCACUCUGGGCCCGGCCAUCCAACCAGUUUUCAACCCAGGAGAGUGUGCGCCCAUCCAGGCCCGAGGCUGACAGGUGCUGAAGCAGAAUGCUGUGAGAAACUGUGUCAAAGGCUUUACUGAAGUCCAAGAAGACUGCAUCCACAGCCUUUUCCUCAUCCAGUAGUCAAGUCACUUUGUCAUAGAAGGCAAUCAGGUUAGUUUGGCAAGAUCUGCCUUUCAUGAACCCAUGUUGACUCGGCCUGAUCACCCAGUUCUCUUGCAUGUGCCUCACGAUAGCACUCAAGAUCACCUGUUCCAUGACUUUCCCCGGCACUGAGGUCAGACUGGCAGGCCUGUAGUUCUCUGGAUCCUCCCUGCAACCCUUCUUGUUGAUGGAAACAACAUUAGCCAGCCUCCAGUCCAGUGGAACUUCCCCAGUCAGCCAGGACUGCUGGAAAAUGAUGGAAAGGUUUGGAAAGGACAUCCGCCAGCUCCUUUAAUACUCCUGUGUGGAUCCCAUCCGGCCCUAUAGACUUGUGGGUGUUUAGCUGGGCAAGCAAGUGUCUAACCACCUCCUCUUGGAUCAUGGGAGCCUCAUUCUGCUCCUCAAACUCCUGGGUUUGUACACAGGAGGAACAACUUCUCUUACUAUUAAAGACUGACACAAAAAAGGUAUUAAGUACCUCAGCCUUGUCUUCAUCCCUUGUCAUUGUUGUUCCUUCUGCAUCCAAUAGGGACUGAAUAUUCUCCCUAGUCCUCCUUUUCUUGUUAAUGUAUUUGUAGAAAGAUUUUUUUAUUAUCUUUCACAGACUUAGCCAGUUUGAUUUCUAGUUGGGCCUUAACCCUCCUGAUUUUUUCCCUGAACGAUCUCACUUCGUCCCUGUAGUCUACGCAAAACGCCUGUCCCUUUCUACACAAAGAAAAUGAAGAUACAGCAGCAGUAGCAUCCCAUACCUAAUUGGAUGGCUAUCUUCACAGAAAAGUGCAAAACAGAGACACUGAAGUGGACAAAAAACAGAAAAGAAUUUCUGGUCAUUUCCCCUAAAUAAACCAAUACUGUGCUUAGUCAUGUGGCUGUGAGGAAGACAGGGAAUCAACUCUACCACCAUACAGCUGAUUUUCGAACAAGUUCCUUAAAACACCACAUCCAUUUCUACUUGUUUAGAAGAUAAGUGCAGAGGGAUGAGGACUUAUUAGAAUCGCUAGUCUGAUAUCUCAAUAUUGCUCAAUCACCCCAUUAAGCAGAUGCUUCUGUUCCUAGUGGCAGGGAGAAAAAUGCCAAGAACUGUAAUGCCAUGGUAGUUGAAAGCUUCCUGUCUUGGAUUAUUUUCAUCCUUAGCUAUUAGGAGACAGAUAAUAAAGCUAUUAUUUUGCGGUUAAUUAUCUCUUAUAGAAAACGCAAGAUGGGCUGUUUUGUAAUGGAGUAUCAAAGCAUUACCAGGAUAAGAAGAGUUUGUUCCCAGAAUAGACAAGCACAGGUUUACAGAUGCAAUUACCAUUUAUUCUAUUUAAAUAGAAUUUUUUUCAGGUGGUUUGUUUUGUUUUAAAUCAAAAGAUAGCCAAAGGUAAAUUGCUAAGAAAACGGUUAUGAAAAAGGUUAUAGGCAGAGAUUAAUUUACAGGCAAUUUAUAGUCACCACUUUACUUCAGAAAAGCAUGGUUUUCUUCUUUCUGAAAUUAACAUCAUCUUUCUUAAGCAGUUGUUCACAUAUGAAAAAAACUGUAAGUCCCAACAGUAACCUAUUCAGUAAAGAAAGUUCAAGACAGGUCAGAAAAAUACUCCCAAAACACAAAAGUGAAGACAUAUGCUAAGCAAUUCAAGUGUUCCGUUUUCCCAUUUCUGUCAUUUGC
Cuculus canorus (common cuckoo) is the source of this 9589-nucleotide messenger RNA. RefSeq names its product glutamate rich 5 (gene ERICH5). Bases 120 to 746 code for a protein of 208 amino acids. The transcript is spliced from 4 exons. The record is from RefSeq and is a predicted model, not a curated record. NCBI's taxonomy places the organism in Eukaryota, Metazoa, Chordata, Aves, Cuculiformes, Cuculidae.